AUGCUAAAUGGAUCAGCUGAUGCGACGGAAGGACUUCUCCUACUGGGAAAUGAUCUUAUGGUGAUGAAAUCGACAACGGAAAUGAAGGAUAGAACCCUCGAACACUUUUUCAUAAUCUCCGGAGUUCAUACGACCAGGGGCAAACGCCAUCUUGAGUUAUCUAGCCCCAGAGAAAGCACAACAUACCAAAAGACUGUCUUCACCGAAGAACCUGCCGGGUGCUCAGGAAUGCAAUCGUUGCCGAAUGAUCCGAUUCGGAGCAGGAGAUCAGUUCAGGACAACCAGUACAUCCCAAUUCCUCUUCAAUCUAUGCCAAAUCGUACUUUUGAUGUUAUCAAUUCGUAUGGUGCUGCCACUAAACAUUAA
Caenorhabditis briggsae is the source of this 366-nucleotide messenger RNA. The transcript has 2 exons. The record is from RefSeq and is a predicted model, not a curated record. Bases 1 to 366 code for a protein of 121 amino acids. NCBI's taxonomy places the organism in Eukaryota, Metazoa, Nematoda, Chromadorea, Rhabditida, Rhabditidae.